Nelumbo nucifera (sacred lotus) is the source of this 1058-nucleotide messenger RNA. RefSeq names its product putative BOI-related E3 ubiquitin-protein ligase 3. The record is from RefSeq and is a predicted model, not a curated record. Lineage: Eukaryota; Viridiplantae; Streptophyta; Magnoliopsida; Proteales; Nelumbonaceae. Gene Ontology annotation, molecular function: ubiquitin-protein transferase activity.
UUCUUCUCGCGAUGAUCAUCAAACCAAGACCAAGCAAGCGAGGAAACAAGAAAACGAAAGCUAAGUUUAGCUCGGAAGAUAGAAAUCACGCGCCUCUUCUGAUCUAACGAUAUCUAUUCUUUUUUAAAACUCAACCCUUUCUAACCUAACAACCAGCUUUCUCGUUUUUUCUUCUUUCGCGGACGGAGAGGUUUUCUUUGCGUUUGCAUUUUGGUUCUAGUCAUGGCCGUUCAAGCUCAGUGUCUCGGGCGUCCUGGCCUUUAUUCUUGCGUUCCACAGGAUUGGAUGGAUGCUAACAGUGGGUUUUACGACGUCUGUUUCAAUCUCCAGCAACAGCAGCAGCAACAACAUAAAAAUCAGAAUCUGGGUUUUGAUAAUAGUCCGGUGGUCUGUCAUUCAGUGGCAUUUCCUCAAUCUUUACCCUGUCAGAUUGAGGAAGACAGAGACGACAUAGAUCGUUUUAUCGAGUUACAGAAUGAGAGGCUGAGAUCAGCUCUGCAAGAGCAAACAAAGCAACAACUGGCGAUCCUUCUCAGCAGAAUCGAAUCAAAAACGAUAAGUUUAAUGAGACAGAAGGAUGAGGACAUAGCAAAAGCGGCAAAGAAAACAGUGGAGUUGGAAGGUUGCCUGAAGAGAGUAGAGAUGGAAAAUCAAGCAUGGCAGAGAAUCGCCAAAGAAAAAGAGGCCAUGGUUAUAACCCUCACCAAAACGCUUCAACAGGUAAGGGAGAACGUCUGCUGGUUUUCCUCCGGAACCGAAGAUGCAGAUUCUUGCUGCGAUUUCUCUUACGCAUUCAACAACAACAGAGGAGGUGCAGCAGGAGGGUACAGAGAUGAAGAGACAGGACAAGCCAUGUCCAGGACUGAAGAGGAAGAACAAACGAAAAAGAUGACUUGCAAGGCCUGUAACUCUCGAGGGUCGUGCGUUCUUUUCCUUCCCUGCAGGCAUCUCUGUUCGUGCAAGUCUUGCGAAGUCUUCCUCGAUUGUUGCCCUGUCUGUAAAUCUCCAAAGAAGGCAAGCAUAGAGGUCUUCUUGUCCUGAGUCCUGACGGAGCUGAA